Messenger RNA from Caenorhabditis angaria, 3773 nucleotides. The record is from the annotation of a GenBank genome assembly. Lineage: Eukaryota; Metazoa; Nematoda; Chromadorea; Rhabditida; Rhabditidae.
AUGGAUAGAACAUCAUCGUCGCCGCGUGUUUUAGCCGAUCAACUUCGGAGAUUCAUCUCAAAUCCGGAUUCGACACCAUCUGGUGGGUCAGGGGUAGAGGCAUAUUUGGUGUGAUAAAAUGUUCUCUGAAGUGUUUGGUUAUUUGAUAGAAUGGGUUGAAGAAUUUUCUAUAAAUUUGAAAAUCAGUAAUUUUUCAGUGAAUAAAAAUUAUCAAUCACAGGAAAAAAUCAAAAAUUUAAAUACUGAUUAUAAAAAUUGAUUUAUCAAUUUUUGAAAAUUCAGAAAAAUCUAGAUAUGUUAUUGAUGUUCCUUUAACCUUUAAGAUUUUUUGAAACAUUAUGUGCCGGUGAAUUUAUAACAUUCUAAAUAAAAAUUCAAAUUCAAUUCAAACUCGUCUUCUGAAUUUUGAAGAAUAGCAUUUUUAUAGAAAAGCAGAUGAUCUUCGUGGAUCUUACUUUCAAAAUUUUCCAGAUUUUUGAAAGUUUUUAGUACUCACCACACCUCAUUUAAAAAAUUUAGUUCAUCAAACGUCGAAAAUCUUAAUUUUCUAAAUCCAACAAUGUUAUCAAUUUUUUUAUCACUGAAUCUUUUUUUUUUGAAAUAACACAAAAUCUGGGGUUCUGAAAACUAUAUUCAAGUUUCGAAGUUAUUUGAUUUUUAAAAAAUUAUUUUAUCACAAAAACAAAUUUAUCCUCUCUUGAAAGCGUUCAGAUUCCCAUUCAUUGUGAAUCUAUUCGCAGUAACCUCCACUAUUUUAAUUUUCUUGAAUAAAUUAGAAAGAUUGAUAUAAUGUGUCGUUUUUGAAUAUCUGGGAACGACCACCCUGAACUUUUCCAAAUGUAAUCUCUCAUUUUUCAGGUAGUGGAAUAUCCUUAUCAGAUGCUGGAUUUGUUUUAUUAUCAUUGAAAGAUCAAAUCCUUGCAGACUCCAUAAAGUAUGUUUUUCUUUCUCCUUCAUUUUGCAGUCUCAUCUAUCUUUUUGCAAAAAAAAAUCCUAUUCAUGUUUUUCUAAUAACAUAAAUACGCGUCGGACGGCAGCAAAAAAUCCUACUGUUUUUGAAUGCGCGCAUGAAUGUGUAUGUAUACAUUGAAAAUUCUCUUGUUAUAUAUUCAAACAAAUAAAAUAUAUAAAAAUAUGUAUGUGUAUUUGUGCUCCCCUGUGGCGACUAUUUAACAUCUAAUGAGACGUGCGCGCGGAACUGCGCACCGGUUCUUCCUCUCACUGAUAGAUAGCUUUACUUUCUGCCUGACUGCUUUGCCUGUCGAGACCAUUAUUUGCCCAAUGACGUAGUAAAUGAGAUGAGAGAAAAAAGAAGAAGCAUGAGAUAGAAAUGAAAAUGGAAAUGAAUAAUUAUUAUAAUUCAGGGCACAACAUUUUUCACACGAAUUUGUUUCGAAACCAAUAAAUGGCAUUGAUUUGUUGGGCAAGGUUGUGAUUGUUUUGCAAGGAAUUGUAAAUAGUACAGAAGGAUCAAGUUCAAAGAUUUCAUAUUUGUUGAAUAGAAAUUCAACAAAUGCAAAUCGAAAAAGAAAAGCGGCUGUAGCAGAAGCUGAUUGUAUUGAAAGCAUCAAACUUUUGCUUGAAAAAUCGGUGAGUUGUAUUUUGAUCUACCUCGCAUAAUGUUUGUUUAUCUCCGCGUUCGAAAUUUGAUAUUUGCAAUUGCAAUUAAACCAGAUAAUAUACAAAAUGUGUCAAAAAAAGUCAAAAAUCAAUCUUCUUGCAGGAAUCAGCAUGGAAAUCUUUUCUGGACACAUCUACUGGUCUUGAUGCAGUUAUGUAUUCAAUUCACAGCCCACAACUUGAUUCAAAGUGUUAUUCAUUAGAGGUAAGAGAAAUACAUUUGUAUCUUCAGAAAGGACAAAAAAUUUCAGAUUUUCCUACUGCUUCUCGAGCAACCUCAAGGAUUCUUGAUUCUUUUGCGAGCUUUGACUGUUCUUGCGGCUAGAAAUCGAGAUUAUUUGCGAUUUUCAAUUUUUGUUGCACAACUCAAACAUGGUCUUCAUACAAAAAAAUUGCAUAUUCAAAUUCUUGUUGCUAGAUUAUUCAAUAAAUUGAUUGCCAAUGCUCCAACUCAAACUCAUCGGAAUUUGGUGAAAUCAGAGAUUCAAUUAGCACAAUAUACUCCAGAAUAUGUUGAGAAACUGAUUGGAUAUCCAAACACAUCUUUUGGUGGAAUUGAUACACUUGUUGAUGAAUUAGCCGCGUGGAAAUCAUUGAAUCAAUUUAUUGGUGGAAGUUCGAAUAAUAGUGUGGUUGAACAUAAUCAUAUUUAUGGAACUUCGGAAAUUGAAGGUGAUAGUAUUUCUGAAAGAAGUAGAAGAAUGACACCAAGUAUCAAAAUGCAACCAAUAACAUCAUUGGCUAAAAAUGUGGAAAGGCAACGUUUCCGGAAACAAGGAGCUGGUUCCGGUGGUCGAGCUGCUGGUAGUAAUUAUUAUUUCGAUGGAUCAAAUGGUCCACGAUUGACAUAUGAUAGACGAUCACAAACUUUGAAUCAUGGUGGAGGUUAUACAGGUUUGUUCUAUUAUCUAAAACUUAAAAACCUAGCAUGAUUAUUUUCAGAAGCUCCAUCUCCAAUUCCUGCUCCAAGAUAUGCAACAGAACGUCGUGAACCAUUUGGAGCAAUGCGUAGAGCAAAAAGUGAGAGUGCGAUGGUUGUAAGAGAUCGUGAUGAGAAUGAAGAACUUUCACCUGAAAUGAUUCCAAGAGGACUCAAACGAUUUAAUAAUGGUGCAAACAAUCAUAAUAGAGAUAAUGUUCAUUAUCAUCCAAUUCAACAAGCAAAAACACUUUCCAGAAGGUUUGUUUCUUCAUAUUUUUACCGCUCUAUGCAUUCAAUGAAACUAUAUUUCAGUGUUCAUGACUUGGCAAUUAGAGACGAUGAUCCUGGAACAUUGCUCAGACCAGUAUCCGCUAGACCACCAUCUGUUGCAGCAUCAAGAACUCCAAUCCGCGCGGUUUCACCGAUGCCAGUCUCACCAAUCAUAAAACAAACUGAUUCAAUUGACGAUCGAACAUCUUCGCGAAGACUAUCAAGUGCAUUAUCACCACGUGCUAGAUUUGCAGAUCCACCAAUUGUUGAAGCACAACAGCCACACGCUGGAUUCUCGUAUUUGUUCCCACAACAACCAGUAGUCACUUCAGUUUUGUCGAAAAGAGUAACAUCCCCUGAACCGAGAAAUGAGCAAACUUUGAAUCGACCAGUUUCUGCCCCAUUGUAUGCGACUACAAAUUAUGAAGGAUCUAGUCGACCUUUGUCACCUUUGGAUGUUCAGAAUAAUUCUGUUCAAGAUUAUGACAAGUGAGUUAACUUCGAAAAAAUGGGACUGAUGAGGUUUUUUGUUAGAAACUCCCGAUUAUUUUGCUUUAUCUUCUUGUUACAAAAAUCUUUAAAAAAGUCAAAAUUCUCCAAAAUUUCCAUUUUCAGACCAGUUGCAUAUUCAAAUGAGAAUGGGCAAGUAGUAUACGUUCCAAUAAACAUCGAAGGCGGUGUUGGUGCUGGACCUCGUCGACAUAGCAAAACAAAUCGAUUCGAUUUUAAUGAAUCAAGAAGUAGCAGCCGCCAAAAAUUGCGAAGCCCAAGUAUCAACAAUGGAACUAUUGGUAGGACUACUAGCCAAGAUGAUUACCCUAGUCGAUCAACCGACAAUUAUUUUGUUCCAGGAGAAGAUGUCCGUGACGCUUUGAGUCAAUUCGAUUAUCUAUAUGAUUAUGAAGGUGGAAGUCCUCAUAGUAACAAUUCAAAAAUGAGAGAAGCCACUUAUCAUUUGUAA